Molecule: messenger RNA, 534 nt
Organism: Cylicocyclus nassatus
Lineage: Eukaryota; Metazoa; Nematoda; Chromadorea; Rhabditida; Strongylidae
Source: the annotation of a GenBank genome assembly
CGCCACCAUCUGGAGCGGUGCUCUCACCAUCCGACAGUCGACCACUGCUGCUCAUCAAUCCGAUUCACCCUUUAUACCGCAAUAAACCUGAUUCCCUAUUACUCGUUUGUUUUCCUAAUAAAUAAUCAUUCCUUACUGUGUGCUGUUACGGCAAGUGAGGGCCCAACACUUACUGGUAGCAGCGAGUGGAGCAGCAAGUCUGACAAGAGGCACGAUCGGGAUAGAAGCAAAAUUGUUCUCAUUCUCCAAUACCUUCCCGCAGUGGACAAUGGCAAGACUCCAACAGACAGAACCUCUGGUUUUUGCUACAACUGCAAAGGAAUAGGACACAUGAAGCAAUGUCCGUCAGCGGAACGCAGGAAUACAGGACAUCAUCGUGACAACGACGACAUGGUAGACUUUCCGUAUUGUCUGACAGGGACACCCGAAGAAGGGACGUUUUCAACCUCCACGCCAAUCGCUAUACAACCGCACAACAUUGCGUCCAAACAGAUAACAGACAUUUUUGUUCUGACUUUUUUCUCUUUAGAAACG